AUGAGUUCUAAUAAAAAUGACGAUCCUAUUUCUGACAAGAUAUUAAAUAUCGCUAAAAAAAAUCCGAAAGGUAUAUCUGAUAAAGAUAUAAUAGCUGCAGUGCCUGAUCUUUCUUCUGCUGAGCUAGUGGCAGCAAUUAAUAAACUACUGCAACAAGGAGUUUUUGAUUUAUUUAAUCAAGGAGGUUCUCUUAUAUACAGGUUAAAAGCUCAAACUUCAAAGCAAGCUGUAAAGGGUGCUGAUAAUGAAGAAAAAGUUGUUUACAAUUUAAUUGAAGAAGCUGGUAAUAAAGGAAUAUGGAUUCGAGACAUAAGAGUGCGCUCUAAUCUUGCCAAUACACAGUUGACAAAGGUCCUAAAAAGUCUUGAAAGUAAGAAAGUCAUUAAGGCAGUUAAAUGUGUUAAUGCAUCCAAGAAAAAAGUGUAUAUGCUUUAUAAUUUAGAACCAGACAGAUCUAUUUCUGGAGGAGCAUGGUAUCAAGACCAAGAUUUUGAAUCUGAAUUUGUAGACAUACUUAAUCGUCAGUGCCUUAGAUUUUUACAACAAAGAGCAGAUAAAAUUAAAAAUAAUCCAAAAGGCCCCAUCUUAGGUAGAACACAAUCGUUUGCAACGGCAGUAGAAGUGCAAAAGUAUAUAACUGACUUAGGAAUAAGUAAUGUAAAAUUAGAAGUAGAAGAUGUUGUAACUAUUCUGAAUACAUUGGUGUAUGAUGGCAAAGCAGAAAGCAAUGUUUACCCUGAUGGUAGCAAAGUUUAUAGAGCUAUUGAAUCUCUAAUACCUCCACCUGGGUUGGUGCAGGUGCCUUGUGGAGUUUGUCCACUUGUAUUUAAAUGCUGUUCCACUGGACUUGUAACACCGCAAGACUGUAAAUAUAUGGAUGAGUGGCUUGAAAAUUAA
Parnassius mnemosyne (clouded apollo) is the source of this 897-nucleotide messenger RNA. NCBI's taxonomy places the organism in Eukaryota, Metazoa, Arthropoda, Insecta, Lepidoptera, Papilionidae. The record is from the annotation of a GenBank genome assembly.